Manis javanica (Malayan pangolin) is the source of this 614-nucleotide messenger RNA. The record is from RefSeq and is a predicted model, not a curated record. Lineage: Eukaryota; Metazoa; Chordata; Mammalia; Pholidota; Manidae.
AUGGAGUCACCCCCGCUGCGGGUGGCAGUGGUGUGCUCAAGUAACCAGAACCGCAGCAUGGAGGCACACUACAUCCUCAGCAAACGAGGUUUUAAUGUCCGUUCCUUUGGCACAGGAAGCUGCAUGAUGUUUUGUGGACCAGCAUGCAAGAAGCCAAACAUUUAUAAUUUCAAAAUCACGUAUGAGAAGAUGUACAACGAUCUCGUUAAAAAAGAUCGAGAUUUCUAUACGCAAAAGGGCAUCUUACAUAUGCUGGAUAGAAACAGGAAAAUCAAGCCCAGGCCAGAAAGGUUCCAGGAAUGCAGAGAUCAGUUUGACCUGAUCUUUACCUGUGAAGAGCAAGUAUAUGACCGAGUUGUGGAAGAAAUGUAUUCUAGAGAGCAAGAGACCUGCCAGCCAGUGCACGUGAUCAACAUAGACAUUAAGGACAACCCAGAAGACGCCACCCUGGGGGCAUUCCUCAUCUGCGAGAUGUGCCAGUGCUUCCAGUACACAGACGAUAUGGAGAAUGACAUGGAUUUGCUGCUGCAGGACUUCGAGAGGAGGAAAGGCAGGUCCUUCCUCCACACCGUCUGCUUCUACUGAAGGUCUGGCCUCCUGGUACCUCGCAGCCC